GCCAGUGUUGGAGGCAGAUGGACAAAAGAAUGGUACCAUGACAUGACUGGCGACCCUGGAACACAGUUGCAUAGCCGGGAAUCCGAGAAACGGGUACUUGGCGCCAAUCCCACGCGUCUGCGUCGUCAAUCCAACUCACCUCCCCCGCGCGCCCGUUGAGGCUGACAUGUCAGCAACAACCCUCCUUGGACCCUUUGCUCAGUAGCACAGCCACAUCUGAUACACGACGACUCUUCCCAACAAUCCUCCUCCUUCUAGCUGCCUUCUAGCUGCCUUCUGCAUCCCGCCACCUAACAGCACUACCAUAUCGACAUUACACAUGGGCAACCUCUGCGGUAAACAGUCCAAAGACAACUUCGACGGCCCAGGGCGCACACUCGGUUCUGCGCCUGCGCCCACAACACGCGCAUCCGUACCCAACAAUGCCGCCGCCCCGAAGCCAAAAGUCGGAGGCCCACCGCGCACAUUAGGCGACAGCAAUAAGCAAGACGAUCCAAAAGCAGCCGCCGCCGCUGCAGCCGAGGCCCGCGCAAACAAAUCCACCCCCGGUGACCUACAAAAGAAGCUCGACGCUCAGAAACGCCAAACAAACAACCAGGCCCUCCAACAAGCCGCAGACGAGAACCGUCUCGCGCGAGAAGCAGAUCAAGCGACCGAGACAAGGAAUUACAAUUAAAUACUGAGUGCUAGAGUAGACGGGCAGACCUGUGUGGGUAAAUAAUUGGUGAAAGAGGAGAGAGAGAGAGAGAGAGAGAGGAGAAAAUGUAUAUAUAGAUAUCUUAUCGUAUGUAUAUAAACAUUUGGAGAUGGGUUGUGGGGAGGAGUGGCGGAGGGAACCCCCCCCCCCCGAUUUCAUGACUUUAAUAUUUACACCUUAUAUUUUUUUUCCUGACUAAUUGAGCAAAAUGGAGAAAUUGCAUGUGGG
Molecule: messenger RNA, 925 nt
Organism: Bipolaris sorokiniana ND90Pr
Lineage: Eukaryota; Fungi; Ascomycota; Dothideomycetes; Pleosporales; Pleosporaceae
Exons: 2
Coding region: 320-676 (118 amino acids)
Source: RefSeq, a predicted model, not a curated record